Punica granatum (pomegranate) is the source of this 2408-nucleotide messenger RNA. The record is from RefSeq and is a predicted model, not a curated record. NCBI's taxonomy places the organism in Eukaryota, Viridiplantae, Streptophyta, Magnoliopsida, Myrtales, Lythraceae.
UGGUGAAAUACGGACCUAGGUUAGCUAGCUGAGCUGAUCAUUCAUAUUUUGUGUUGUUAGUUUUCAUUUAUCACAAGGAAUGAGAGAACUUAACACUAGCCAAUAGCAAGCAAUUAGUUUUGGUGGACAGGACAGUUUACAUGUUCAAAUGUUUCUUUCUUCCUGACAAGUAACAACUUGUAUGUUGUAUUGUAUCAUUAUCACUCACUGCAGACUACUGCAGCCUAUAAUAUUAUAUCACGAGAUUCACAAAAACAAGAACAACCUUAUCAUCUCGGUCCCUCCCUCUCUCCCCAUCGCUUGAGACAGUUUGUUUGCUGCAAUUAUGGGGGAAUCGAGUGAUGCUGAUAACGGUGGGGUUAUUGAUCAGCAAAGAGGCUACUGGCGCUGGAGCAAAGAUGAUUUCUUCCCGGAGGAGUCAUUCCAGAGCUGGCACAGCUACCGGCUUGCCUUGUCCCAGACGUGUUCCCGCCUCAAGGACAGAAUCACCACCAGGUCUGAUGAUGCUAGCGAGCUUGGGGAGCUCCGCAGACGGAGCGAGAACGACAUGAAGCGUUGCCUCACCUGGUGGGACCUCACUUGGUUCGGCUUUGGAUCUGUCAUCGGAGCCGGCAUCUUCGUGCUCACCGGCCAAGAGGCCCGCGAACAUGCUGGCCCCGCCAUUGUCCUGUCCUACGUGGCUUCAGGGAUAUCAGCCAUGCUCUCUGUCUUCUGCUACACCGAAUUCGCGGUAGAAAUCCCAGUCGCCGGCGGUUCCUUCGCGUACCUGAGGAUAGAGCUGGGAGACUUUGCCGCUUUCAUAACGGCGGGAAAUAUUCUCUUGGAAAGCGUGGUAGGAACGGCAGCAGUUGCCCGAGCUUGGACUUCCUACUUCACUUCCUUAUUGGACAAGCCCACCAAUUCACUUCGGAUCCACACGAACCUGACAGAUGGCUACAAUCUCCUGGACCCCAUUGCCGUGGCCGUUCUUGUUACCGCUGCCAUGAUCGCCAUGAUCAGCACGAGGCACACUUCCUACGUCAACUGGAUAGCUUCGGCAAUCAAUACCGUGGUGAUCCUAUUUGUGAUCAUCGCCGGGUUCACCGAAGCCAAUCCUUCCAAUCUGACGCCUUUCAUGCCUUUUGGGGUGGAAGGGAUAUUCCAAGCAGCUGCAAUCGUGUAUUUUGCGUACGGAGGAUUCGAUAAUAUCGCAACGAUGGCCGAGGAGACAAAGAAUCCGUCAAGAGACAUACCGCUGGGGCUGCUUGGAUCCAUGUCCAUCAUCACUGUGAUAUACUGCCUGAUGGCACUUUCGCUCAGCAUGAUGCAGAAGUAUACUGACAUCGACCCGGGGGCAGCCUACUCGGUCGCGUUUCAGAGUGUGGGGCUGAGGUGGGCAAAGUACUUGGUGGCCCUGGGGGCCCUCAAGGGGAUGACCACCGUCCUCCUCGUGGGAGCACUUGGGCAGGCACGGUACACCACGCACAUCGCAUGGGCACACAUGAUACCUCCUUGGUUCGCCCUGGUGCACCCGAGAACUGGAACACCCAUCAAUGCCACGCUCCUCAUCACCAUCUCCAGCGCUGUCAUUGCUUUCUUCUCGAGCUUGGAUGUCCUGGCAGCACUGCUAUCUGUGAGCACGCUCUUUAUCUUUAUGAUGAUGGCAGUGGCACUCCUGGUGAGGAGAUACUACGCGAGAGAAACCACACCGCAGAGGCAUCUCGUGAAGCUAGUUGUCUUCCUGCUGAUCAUUGUGGCUUCCUCCAUGGGCACCUCAGCCUACUGGGGGCUGAACCCGAGCGGAUGGAUCGGGUAUGUCAUAACAGUCCCUAUCUGGUUCCUGGCUACUGCAGGGCUAGCCCUUUUCCUUCCACAGCAGAGAACUCCAAAGGUCUGGGGGGUUCCUCUGGUCCCGUGGCUUCCUUCACUGUCCAUUGCGACGAACAUCUUUCUCAUGGGGUCCCUGGGAUCCGAGGCUUUCAUCAGAUUCGGAAUCUGCACCCUUGUAAUGCUCCUUUACUAUCUUCUUGUUGGUCUUCAUGCGACCUACGAUAUCGCCAUCAGCACCGCAGCAGAACCGACAUCAGAGCCAGAGCCGGACUAGUACCGCAUGCCAAAGAAGGCCCCUGACACAUACAAAUCUGCUGUCGUGUUGUUCUUAGCUGAUUAUGUAUGCAUGCAUGCAUAAUCAAAUGUUUGAUGGGAAAGUGAGGAAUCGAGCUAGUGCCGUAACUUGUCACUCUGGCUGGCUGCCUCCACCGGCCUGCCUCAUGCUUAUUAUAAUGUCAGUAAAGUUCAGCAACAAUGUACAUAUACGUAUCCUAAGUCCAGUGCGGUAAAAAAGGUUCACAUUGUUGAACUGCUCGAUGCAUACAGCCCUCGACUCGUCGAAAUUUUUAUAUUAGAGAGACCGAUCUAAUUGAUCCAAA